GUGUCACAUGGCUUGGGGUGGUGUUGGGGGGGGGAGAGAGAGAGAAGUUAGUAAGUUAGUGUGGGUCAUCACUUCAGCAUCCGUUUCUCCAUCUCACUCAGUUUUUCUGCUUCAAUUUAGUCCCCUGACUGGUGCUGGAGGGAACUCCCCCCCCGCCCCAAUUUCCCUUUUCCAGUUACUGAUAAAAUGUUCCCCGUUGCAGCGGAGGUGCUUCAGUUGUUCUCAGAUGGCAGAGACUCCCCGGAGAGAGAGGAUCUGAGUUAACAUCCAGGACGAUCGGAUCCGAGCACACAUAGUUUUGACAAGACGGAUCUUAACAAAAACAGCAAAUGAUGAAUUUCCUCUACCUUUUGGGGCUCAUCCUGGCUGCCCCGCCAAGCCUUCAUGCACGCUCCUCCUUGCGCUUCAUCGCUGUGGGAGACUGGGGUGGGGUGCCCAACGCGCCUUUCUACACAGCCCGCGAGGCAGCUGUGGCCAAUGAGAUGGGGCGUACGGCAGCUUCGCUGGGAGCAGACUUCAUCUUGUCCCUUGGAGACAACUUCUACUACACUGGUGUGGAGGACGCCUACGACAAGCGCUUUCAGGAGACAUUCGAGUCAGUUUUCCAGGCACCCUCAUUGCGCAACUUGCCCUGGUAUGUGUUGGCUGGAAACCACGACCACUCAGGGAAUGUCACUGCGCAGAUUGCCUAUAGCAAGAUCUCCAAACGUUGGCAUUUCCCCAAAAACUACUACAGGCUGAGGUUCAAAGUGCCCGGCACCAACGCCACAGUUUCCAUUGUCAUGAUAGACACGGUGACUAUCUGCGGCAAUUCGGAUGACUUCCAAAAUGAGCAGCCCCUGCACCCACAGGAACUGGGCGCGGCCCGCUCCCAGAUGUCCUGGCUCCGCAAACAGCUGGCCAAUUCUCAGGACGACUACUUGUUGGUGGCUGGGCACUACCCAGUGUGGUCGGUGGGGAAGCACGGCCCAACCACAUGCUUGGUGAAGCAACUGCAGCCGCUGCUGCUGAAAUACAAGGCCACAGCCUACUUGUGCGGCCAUGAUCACAACCUGCAGUACCUGCAGGACAAAACUGGCUUGGGCUAUGUGCUAAGUGGAGCGGGGAACUUCAUGGACGAUUCCAAGCAACACCUUCACGAGGUCCCUGCCGGCUACCUGCGCUUCUUCUAUGGCCACGCCUCUUCUCAGGGGGGCUUUGCCUACAUUGAGAUUAAUGGCAAAGAGAUGAGCAUUACCUACAUUGAGGGCAAAGGCAAGUCUCUCUACAAGACCUCGCUGCCCAGGCGGAGACGUUUCUGAAGAUGAGACAUCAGUCUGCAUUGGCCUUGUAGUCAAUGUCCCGGCUUGUAGGCCUCUCUGAUACACACAAACGCAGCACUCCUUCCUCCUAGGGCUGAGCACUGGCAUUUGUGGGGAGUGUAGCCAUCGAGAGAGCUCUAACACCUCCUGUUUGUGAGGGACUCCUACUCUUCUGCACACCUCAAAAGACCCACCUAUACGAAACCGGUCGUGGGUAUGUAGUUCUACCUUCCUCCCAUUAGAACCUCCUCUUCUGCAUCAAAAGCAUGCCUCUCUGAAUCCUCAUAUAUGGCUCAUGCCCAGAUAUUGAUAACAUACCCGAUCCAGAGUGAUCACUGGUCCAGCUUAAUCGCCACCUGGCUGGUGGCUGCUACGAGCCUUUGAGUAGUAAACUCCGUAGGUGUUAAAUUUUCGGCAUUUCAAAAUUUGCAAGCCUUAGCGGGCAAGGGUCAGAGAUCUGCUCAGCUUAAAUGAAAUGCAUACCCUUGCUCCUGGCCUUUGUCUCCACUGUAGGAUGAGGCCUCCAUGCAGUCCUGCUAUGCCCAUUGCUGCUUCCCGGAGGGCAAAAUGAGAAAGGAAGAAUUUAGAAUUGCCACUUAACCCACCCCACCCCCACAGCCUUCACAAGCUGCCUAUCACACAAACACAUGAGAGGUGGAAGAGCCAGACAACACUGAGUAGUCAUAAUUCGUUCCUCUCCUAGUACAAAAGAAGAAAAAGCAGGGACUGCUCCCUCACUUACUAUAUAGCCUAUUCCUGCAGCAUGGUGUCUGUAGUUGCCGUGAGCUUUCAGAAUUAUCUCAAAGAAGAAUGAACUUUUGCCUACUUAAGAUCACCAUUCUGAAACUAUCUGCUGGCUCAUCUGUUUCAGGUGCAAACAGUGGGACUUGGCUACUGUUUAGGGUUGGGGAUGAAAAAUGACUUUGCUCUGUCUGAGCAGCACCCAGGGAAGCCGGGAAGUGUUUGGAUGCAGAGGACAUUUGGGUCUUUCCCCUUUUAACUUUUCAGGUACAUGAUUCUCCUCUAUGCACCUCUUAUGUAGAAAUUCUGCACCACACAGGCAAGGCCUUGCAUCUAGAGCAGGCAUCCCCAAACUUCGGCCCUCCAGAUGUUUUGGACUACAAUUCCCAUCUCCCCAGACCACUGGUCCUGUUAGCUAGGGAUCAUGGGAGUUGUAGGCCACAACAUCUGGAGGGCUGCAGUUUGGGGAUGCCUGAUCUAGAGUUUCCCUCCUGUUGACAAACAGCUCCUGUAGAUCAGGAGAUGGGCGAUUAGGAAAGCGGGGGUAUGCAGAGCACCCAGACUUAAGGUCCUCACUUUAGUAAUUUUAUUGCCCAGCCCCAUGUCUUUUCAAGACAGUGGACUUAAUGAUUCAUCCUAUCCUGGUGAAACAACACUCUUCAAAUGAAGAAGGCCUGGUAUUGCUGUGUGCCAAAGGAAGAGGAGCUCCUCCUGCCUUCUAAACAGAUUGGCUAUCGGAUGAUAAGUCCCUUCCUUUCUGGAUUUUACUUCUGACUCUUCUGUUUUGUAUUUGAUUCUGCUCCAAACAUUAGUCGCUGUUAUGCAUUUUGAAGUCAUUCGCUUGCCAGGAUGUUUAUCUGCAUGAUCAAUGAUUCUGUGCAACCAGGAUCCAGUUUUAUUCUGUAUAUGGGCUCCUUAGGUUUGGCUGAAGAAAAGAAAAAAUAGAAUCUUCUAAUGUUUUCUUCUGACUAGCUUUUCAAUAAAUUACUUUUUAAUA
Messenger RNA from Zootoca vivipara (common lizard), 3039 nucleotides. RefSeq names its product acid phosphatase 5, tartrate resistant (gene ACP5). NCBI's taxonomy places the organism in Eukaryota, Metazoa, Chordata, Lepidosauria, Squamata, Lacertidae. The record is from RefSeq and is a predicted model, not a curated record. Gene Ontology annotation, molecular function: acid phosphatase activity. Gene Ontology annotation, biological process: bone resorption.